Messenger RNA from Leptinotarsa decemlineata (Colorado potato beetle), 480 nucleotides. RefSeq names its product gastric triacylglycerol lipase-like. Lineage: Eukaryota; Metazoa; Arthropoda; Insecta; Coleoptera; Chrysomelidae. Gene Ontology annotation, biological process: lipid metabolic process. The record is from RefSeq and is a predicted model, not a curated record.
UAGCCUAUUCUCAGACAAGUAUUCAAAGGAGCAAUCCGUUCGAGUGGUUUUAUGGAGUCAUUUUGUACAAAAUUUCCUUUCCAAAUCUACAUUUGUGAAACAGUCAAAAUGGUAUUCUUUGGAGAUCGAUAUGCGCAGAUUGAUACGAUUGAUGCACCCAUACUACUACAACUUCAGGAUAAUGUACCUGUAGGAAUUUUGGCCCAUUUCGCCCAAUUGAUUAAUAGCGGUGAAUUGAGACUCAGAAGUUUUGGCGGAUCAGAGAAUAUAAAAAGAUAUGGUCAGCCUGUACCUCCUAAUUAUGAUGUAUCUAAAAUACCUGUUCCAGUUUCUCUGGUUGUUGGAGCAAACGACUGGUUAGGAACAUUAGACGGAUUUGUCACUCUCCAUACAAAGAACUGGCCAAUUGAGUUAAUCAAAAUGUUUGGAUUUCUUCAGAAGAGAGGAAACUUGGGAUGGACAUGAAAAACCGACGUGUUC